Exophiala oligosperma is the source of this 1841-nucleotide messenger RNA. RefSeq lists its product as uncharacterized. NCBI's taxonomy places the organism in Eukaryota, Fungi, Ascomycota, Eurotiomycetes, Chaetothyriales, Herpotrichiellaceae. Gene Ontology annotation, cellular component: membrane. The record is from RefSeq and is a predicted model, not a curated record. Gene Ontology annotation, molecular function: carbohydrate:proton symporter activity. Gene Ontology annotation, biological process: transmembrane transport; carbohydrate transport. The coding region runs from base 44 to 1603 and encodes 519 amino acids. The transcript has 7 exons.
UGUUCUCAUCAAAAGCGCUCGUUGACUUGCCUGAUUGCACACUAUGGCAAGGACAUACACGCUCUAUAACCUACGCAUCAUCCUAGUCUUGACCCUAGGGAGUCUUACCUUUGGGUAUGGCUUCUCGGUCAUCUCCAACACCAUCGGUCAGCCGGGCUUCAUUUCCUACUUCAACCUCGGCAACGAUUCUAGUUACGACAAUGCCAUCACCGGCACCAUCAAUGGCCUCUACUGCGCUGGUGCGCUCUUCGGAGCCUUGCAUGUCGGCUGGAUGUGUGAAGCUCGUGGUCGGAAGGAGACCAUGUACCUGGCUUGCCUGGUCAACGUCAUCGGCGGCGCCCUCGAGACUGGCUCGGUCAACAUUGCCAUGUUUCUCGUCUCGAGGUUCAUCUCGGGCUGGGGUAUCGGUAUGAUGGUGGUGUUGAUUCCGAUCUAUCAAUCUGAAAUUUCACCGCCGAAUGCUCGAGGAUUUCUGGUCGGCCAGCACGGUACUUGGAUUGUUCUGGGAUAUGCCAUUGCAGGUUGGGUCGGUGCAGGGACCUACUACUCUUCGAACUUGUCAUUUCAAUGGCGGUUCCCGAUCGCAUUGUCCAUUCUCCCACCAUUGGCAUUGGCAAUAUGUGCGCCUUGGAUUCCCGAGUCUCCUCGAUGGCUCUUGACGCGGGACCGACGAGAUGAAGCCUGGGCGAUUGUCAAGCGACUCCAUGGUGGUGCAGUCUCGGACGACAAGGGCAUGCAAUAUGCCCGUGAGGAGUUCUAUCAAAUGACAGAACAAGUCCGGGUUGAUGGAGCUGUUUGGAAGGAGGGUGGUUGGCGUGGUAUGCUAACCAAGAGGUCGUAUCAAAAGCGCUUUUGGAUGGGCUUCUUCAUCCAGUACGCGGCACAGUCGACGGGAGCGCAAGUGAUAUAUGUCUAUAUCGUUUCACUGUACCAAAACUUGGGUCUCACGGGUGGCGUGCCUUUGAUUCUGGGAGCGGCAUAUGUCACAGUAGCAACCAUUUCCAAUUUCAUCGGAGCUCUUCUCCUAGAUAAAGUCGGACGAAAACCACUGCUGAUUACCGGACUCACGGGGUGCAUGUUGUCCGUUUGCCUCGAGACCGCCAUGAUCGCAGAGUAUGCGGGCACCACAAACAAGGCUGGCCUGUCGAUGGGCGUCUUUUUCUCAUUCUGUUUCAUCAGUUUCUAUGGUGGCGGUAUCGACGUGGUCGGUUAUGUCUAUUGUUCGGAGAUCUUCCCGACGUACAUUCGCUCGCAAGGCGUCGCCUGGUCGUUGGCGGGAACAUUCCUCUCGACCUUGGUGUAUGUCGAGGCAGCACCGACGGCCUUGGCCAACAUAAAGUGGAAAUACUAUAUCAUCUUCAUCUGUUUGACAUUUGUCAAUGUCCUGAUAUUCUAUUUUUGGUGUCCCGAGACCAAGGGUCUGUCUUUGGAAGAGAUCAACGCCUUAUUCGGUGACGAAGUGGUGGUACAUUUUGCCGAUGCUACCGAAAAGCAAAGGCAUGAAUUGGCCGCCAAGGUUCAGGCAGAAGACGAACAACGGGAAUACGACGCGAGAGGUGGCGAAGCCGCUCCUACGAGUACCACGGCGGCUGUGAAGGCAUAAGAGAGGUUAAAAAGUACGAAGAAAGUCACACGAGCUGAAAGUCACGGAACUUGAGAAUGUGGGGAGGGGGCCACUACCUCGAGGGUGUCCUGUACAUACUGUACUCGAGGGUCUGGGGGUCAUACUGUAGAUGAUGGUGUAUUAUUGCCUCAAUCAGGUCCGUGGUGGACAGGUAGCAAUUGGCCAUUUCUCCCGUUCGAGAAUUUGACUCUCCAUCAGCAAGAGAUUGUCGAUCAAA